UCGAACAGACGUGUGAAUAGGUGGUUGAACAUGUGCUUUUCUGUUUCUUUGUGAAUUUGUCUCUAGGCUUUGCAUUUCCUAGAUAAGAAAAACUUUGGCUGGGCGUUGAAGCAACUUAGUUCGUUUUCAAGUCUGAGAAAAUGAAGUUGUUACAUUUUAUGGUCUUGGUGACUGCCCUUGUUUUGCUGCCAGAGUCUACUUCUGCAGAUUGCACUUUCAAUUUGGACACGUCUUCGCCUGCAAAUCCUCCUCACCUCGUUGAUUCUUUUGGGAAAAUCAUCCAGCCGACUCUGCAGAAUAAUGUCCGCAUAAUCACCUUAACUGAAAAUCAAGUAGUCACGGUAGCCUGUGAAGGCAAUGGCAAUGUUCUCACCGCUACCAACAUGCAAAUCAAUUCAGGAAAAUGUGCCACUGCCGGCUCUUCCCUUUUGAUUGGCACUCAAAACUUGGAAUACGGAUCACUGGGCUGCAAAACGGUCGUCAAGGAGACAAUCAAAGAAACAGGAACGUGCUCUGUUGGUGGAACACACAUUGAAAUCGGUUGGCAAGUAAGCACAAGGUUCAUUAACCAAAUGACCAUUUGCCAUAUCAAAUCCACUGCCAAUACCCUCUAUUCAAUCAACACCAUCUCUGGAGCUAAUAUUGCCGCCGAUGAUAAGUCCAAUUUACGUCCGUCUUUCCGUAAAGGAGGCUUUUACGUUGGCAUUGACGUAGACGCUGGCUACAGCCAAACUGGGCAAAACAUCAGCGUGGCCAAUAUUGUCGGUUCUGCUGGGCUUGCCACCACGUACAUUAACCUUAGCAAAAGUUACUUUUUCGCCCGUGGUCACUUGUCUCCGGAUGGCGAUUUCAUUGACGCUGGAAGCCAGGAUGCUACUUACUAUUACAUCAACGCUGCUCCGCAGUGGCAAUCCUUCAAUAAUGGCAACUGGAAAUCGCUGGAAUUCGGAGUCCGUAAUCUCGCCAUCAGCCGGGGUUUUGAUUUGGUGAUUUACACGGGAACUCACGAAAUUCUGACGCUUGCCGAUAUUAAUGGCAUUCAAAAGCCAAUCUACCUGGCUAAAGAUUCCAAUAACAAUAAUUUACUUCCAGCUCCUAAAUACUUCUGGAAGGUAGUCCAUGAUCCAGUUACGAAUACUGCCACUGCAGUCAUCGGUAUCAACAAUCCGCAUUUAACGACAAUCACGGGAGCUGAUGUUUUCUGUGCCGACGUUUGCAAUCAACUCACCUGGAUGACGUGGACCAACCGAUUUGAAAUCUCUAAAGGUUACAUGUUCUGUUGCACGGUGGAAUCGCUCAGCAACGUCGUUGCUCAUGCCCCCAACCUGGGAAAUUUGAAUCUCUUGGUAUAACAAAGAGUUCGCUGAAAAAUAGUUGUAAAGUGCAAUCUAAAAAUGGAUUGUACCCAUGGAGAUGAUGAAUCUUUUCAAUUCUGACUAAUAAUCUUCUUUGAUUUUAAUGAGACAAGGUGAUGGUUGCAUUUACUGGAAUAAAAUAUAACUUGAAGUAUUCAGUGAAAA
Molecule: messenger RNA, 1520 nt
Organism: Daphnia magna
Lineage: Eukaryota; Metazoa; Arthropoda; Branchiopoda; Diplostraca; Daphniidae
Exons: 3
Coding region: 141-1352 (403 amino acids)
Biological process (GO): apoptotic DNA fragmentation
Cellular component (GO): nucleus; mitochondrial inner membrane
Molecular function (GO): single-stranded DNA endonuclease activity; RNA endonuclease activity; nucleic acid binding
Source: RefSeq, a predicted model, not a curated record